Candidula unifasciata is the source of this 534-nucleotide messenger RNA. The record is from the annotation of a GenBank genome assembly. NCBI's taxonomy places the organism in Eukaryota, Metazoa, Mollusca, Gastropoda, Stylommatophora, Geomitridae.
AUAUCCCAGAAGUCCAUCUGCCGAAUUCCCGGAUUGGUCAGCAAGUUGGAAAAGACACCAUCCUUGAUUGCGAAGUCUCGGCCUCGCCGCUUGGUUACGUCGUGUGGAGGCACAAUUCAGAGAGCGGCCUGUCCAACAGUGAGUCGCACGAGGUGCACCUAUACAACAACAACAACCCUGAUGACAGCAUCACUCUCAGCCUCAGGAUUCUCCGGGUACAACCUGAAGACUUCGGCUUUUAUCAGUGUGUAGCCACCAACUCUAUUGGCACCACUGUCAGAACAAUGGAGCUUUUCGAACUGGUGUCUAAGACAUCGCCCAGCAGCAGCACCUCGACAACGAGUGUCUAUAAACACAUCUGGACCAACAGCGAGAAUGGGCACGAGAUCAUCGAGAUCGAGAACAACGGUCGAGUCACUUCACAUCAAUCAUAUCUCAAUCAGAAUGUACCUGACGGACAGUCCUCCCACAAGGGAUCCGUUAUGUCCGAGUAUCAAGGCACUAAGUCUGCAAACAGUGGAUCCCAGCAUUCAG